This is a messenger RNA of Galleria mellonella (greater wax moth), 1607 nucleotides long. It is a transcript of the gene Uqcc1, whose product is annotated as ubiquinol-cytochrome-c reductase complex assembly factor 1. The transcript has 6 exons. Gene Ontology annotation, biological process: mitochondrial respiratory chain complex III assembly. Bases 795 to 1526 code for a protein of 243 amino acids. Lineage: Eukaryota; Metazoa; Arthropoda; Insecta; Lepidoptera; Pyralidae. The record is from RefSeq and is a predicted model, not a curated record. Gene Ontology annotation, cellular component: mitochondrion.
UAAUUAACAUAUAAAAAACAUAAUAAAAAUUUGUGCCUAUCUGUACCACUAUGUCCAAUCUGUUACUAUACUACGUUGGGUCGAUAGCCAAUCACUGUUUCUAUAUUUUUCAUGUCUUAUUCUAUUUUUUUGGUCUCUAUCAUUAUUUUGUAUAACAAUUCUUAUAAAAACUAUAAACUAUUCGGAACUAUUACUAUAUAAAACUAUUUCUAUAAACAUAAAACUGCUACUAUUAAACAUUGUAAACUGUUACUGUUAAAAAUGUUAAAAAAAUAUUUGAAACUAUUUCUAUUAAGAUAUUAUAAAAAAUAUUAAAAUAUUACGAACUAUUUACAAUUUCUAUCGGUGGGAGCGGCGAUCCGGAACAAUAUUCUUUAUAGUUUAAAAUCGCCGAAAUUGUUUUUUAGGUCACUUGUCGCCAAUCGUAAUUUUCGGUCGCUUAAAUACGCUUCGAAGUAGCCUAAAAGGCACAAAAAUCACCUAAUCCGGCAUCACUAGUACUAUAGAAAAAUUCUUAGAUUUGAAUCGCUUAUACAUAAAGUAUUUCAUAAAGAUCUUUAUCGAUCCUGAACAAUUUUUACCUAAGGAUUUGACUAAAACACAGACAUAAUAAUAAAGAAGACACAGACAAUAAUAAUUAAUUUCUUAUUACAUAUCUGUGGACUAAAAUUGCCAUUAAUUAUCUUUAGUCACUCAUCAGCUGUCAUAUUAAUUGUCAUUAUAGAUUAUAUCUAUAUGUCUAUAUCACGUUAAUUUUUUAUUUGAAAUGAGAAAAUUGUUAUUUUCUGUACGUAAUGUAUAGAAUACGAAUUUUGUCUCGUGUCUUGUGGCAACAACGAAUUCAUAAAAAAAGCUUCCAAGUUCAACCUUGCAUUUACACCAUCAGGCAAAAUGAUUUUAUUAAUCGUAGAUUUCAAAGUACCGUUGCUGUUGAAGAUAGCUAUAUAAAGAAGUUUAUGAAAGCAGUUGGUUGGAUGGACCAAUCUAGAACACGUUUGAAACUCACAGGAUAUUUUCUCUAUGAGUGUGUACCUGAUAAAGUUGUAUAUAAUGAUUGGUUUGAAAAAUUAGAGCUUCCUGAUACAUUUGCAUCAUGGUUCGUAAUAACAGAACUGCAUGUUUGGAUUCUUAUGGUACGCUAUAUGGCGGAAGAUAUUACUACAUCAAAAGCAGAAAAACAGAAAUAUGUUAAGGGUGAUGGACAUUUUGUUAGAAACUGUAUAAUAGAAGCUUUAUGGGCUGAUGUCGGAAAUAAAAUUAAAUUGCUGGAGGGAGCAAAUCCAGCUAUAGCUAGAAAACAAGUGACAGAAUUAUCAGAACAAUUUCAAGCCGCACUUGUGGCCUAUGAUGAAGGCCUCAGUGAUGACAGAGUACUUGCAGCUGCAAUUUGGAGACGAUUCUAUUCACUAUCAGGAGAUGCUAAAGCAGAACAUGUUGAGAAAAUAGUUAAUUUUAUCAGACAUCAGAUAUCCCUUUUAGACAAAAUUCCGAGUCAAGAUUUGAAAUGGAAACCAGAAAUUACUUGACACAAGCUGUUCACGAUUGUCCUCCACGAUGGAACGAGGGACAUUGGUACGACCCGUAUAAUGGACAUUAUUCAUUAUUAU